This is a messenger RNA of Trifolium pratense (red clover), 1626 nucleotides long. Its product is annotated as elongation of fatty acids protein 3-like. Gene Ontology annotation, cellular component: endoplasmic reticulum membrane. Gene Ontology annotation, molecular function: fatty acid elongase activity. The transcript has a single exon. Gene Ontology annotation, biological process: fatty acid elongation, saturated fatty acid; fatty acid elongation, polyunsaturated fatty acid; very long-chain fatty acid biosynthetic process. Bases 352 to 1230 code for a protein of 292 amino acids. NCBI's taxonomy places the organism in Eukaryota, Viridiplantae, Streptophyta, Magnoliopsida, Fabales, Fabaceae. The record is from RefSeq and is a predicted model, not a curated record.
CAUGUAGCCACCCAAAAAAUAUAUAUAUUUCAAUUCUCACAAGUCUUCUUCAUAGUUCAUGCACUACAUCACAAGACAUUAUAAUACUUAUAGCUAGACUUGACAAAAGUUUGUUUCAUUCUUAGUCUAAAUUAUAUUCCACAUACUAAUAUCAAAAUCAACAACUACCCAUCCAUUAUUUUUCCAUACUCCAAAUUCUUCCACCUACCAUACAAAACAAGACAAACCCACUUGCAAGACUUGAACAAACAUACACAAGACACACAUUUUUCCCCAUUCAACUCUUAAGUUUUAUUGCAAACAACAUUUUGUUGCAAAGUUUAGUCCCAAAAAAAAAUUAUUUGAUUGCUAAUGAAAUUCCAGAUUAUAGAGAGCAUGAAAUAUUGGCUAAUAGACCAUCCAACCAUAGUUUGGUUCCGAUGGAGUCCUAGCCAAUCAUGGGGCUCCACGUGGCCAUUCCUUGUCACUGCCAUCGCCACUUAUAUAACGGCUGCACUCACACUACACGUCAUCCUUAACAUCUUCAAACGCCGACGCGCUGUCCCACUAGGACCCAUUCCCGCCAUACACUACCUCAUUAUGUCACUAAUCUCCGCCACAAUUUUCACCGGCAUACUAUUCUCUGCGGCUGCAGAACUCCGUGACACACGGUGGCUACUCCGGCGAACUAAAACCACCCCUUUUGAAUGGUUCCUCUGUUUCCCACUUGGUAUUCGCCCCUCAGGUCGCGUUUUCUUUUGGUCUUACGCUUUCUACCUCUCUCGGUUUCUCCAUUUAUUUCGAACGUUCUUUGUCAUUCUCCGUCACCGGAAACUCUCAUUUUUCCGGCUGUUCAACAACUCCAUUCUCUUGCUUAGUUCUUUUCUAUGGCUUGAAUUUUCACAGUCUUUUCAAGUUUUGGGGAUUCUGUUUUCUACUUCGGUUUAUUGUUUGGUUUAUGGAUUUAGAUUUUGGAUUGAAAUUGGGUUACCAAGUAAGAAUUUUUUGUUUACAGUGAAUUGUCAAAUGAUUUUGUUGGGUUGUAAUUUGGUUUGUCAUGUUGGAGUUCUUUGGUUGCAUUUGUUGAGAGGUGGGUGUAAUGGAUUUGGAGCUUGGAUUUUCAAUUCUGUGUUGAAUGCUGCUAUUCUUUUUCUCUUUUUGAAGUCCUAUGUCAAUGUGCAUUGCCAAAAGAAGAAGAAUAGCACCGCUAGUAGUACUUGUGACGAAGGUUUUAAAUUGCGGUCACAAUAACAAUUGAGGUUGUGUCGCAAUAUAAUCUUUGAUAUUGCAGAGAAUUGUGUUUAAAUGGAGUUGAAUACAGCCUCAAUCGCUUUGAUGUCAUGGUUUAAGUCGCGGCCGCAAAACCAAUUGAAGUUGGGUCUAGUAAAAUGAGCUAGUCUCAUGAACCAACCAAAAUUUGAAACUUAGUUAAAGUUAAGGGAAUUUAUGGAAAAUUUUAUUGGUGAGGCAAAUACUUAGAACUUGGUUUCCGUUGAUGUAAAUUUUGGUCUUGAGCUUUUUGAUGCUUUAGUUUAAUUAGGCUCACCUUUGUCUCUUUGAAAAUGUUGAGACAAGGAAUUGGAUACAUCAUACAUAACAUAUUUCACAUACUUUGUAAAGCUUUAAUUGAUGAUUUUCUAAUUGAAA